GCUUGCAUGUUAAGAGGGUGGCAAUGCUGGGUGGUUGGUUAGUCGUCAAAGCAUAGUAUAGUAGGCUGGGCUUGGAGACGCUUGGCUUGGCAUUGUGCUCGCCCUCUCCCCCCCCCCCUUCUCUCUCUCUCUCUCUCUCUUUCUCUCGCUAUCCUCAAUAAGAUAAGCCACUCUCCUACAGACGCGAAACCUUCAGUCGGUCGCCGCCUUCCUUGCCAUCCCGUUGGCGCACUCCUCUCCCUUCUGUAGCCUUUUGCCUUCACCUGGCGACGCCAGCUGCCCGCUUGUCUCUCUCUCUCCCCUCUCUUUUCUCUUUAUUCUAGAACCCCUCCUCCCCUCUUGGUCCGUCCCUCUCUUUAUUAUACUGGCCAUCUCAAUCCUCCCUUUCUUCCCUCACCGCCUCACCCGACGACUACCCAACCACCUCCUUUACUCCUCCUGCCUUUUCCUCUAUGUGCUGGUCAGCCCUUUUUAGUUGAGCGACUCAAGGCAAACGACUUCAGUCACUGCCAAGGCUUCGUCUCGAGAGGACUGUCGUCGAGACGAUCCGACUCUCUGACACUCUGAAAAUAUUUCGACUUUAAACGAAAAAAAAAAAAAAAAAAUAUUUAUUUUUGUGUUCCAUCGGACUCUGACGAAUUUUCGACCAUUCCGCAUUUGACAUUUAAUCGAAUUCGUUUGAAAUUUUUGAAGACUUUGAAAAACGUUCAUUCCUUGGAAGGGAAGAAUUCAAGUUGCGCGCGCACCGAUUUUGAUUUGAAAAUCUGGUGAAGUGAAUUCGAUUUGCGUGGUCAGCAACAAGACACCAACUGGAAAUUCAACUGGACGGACAACACAUCUGUUUUGACAAGCGGACCGAAGGAUCCGUAAAACCGUGAGUUGCAUUUAAGACACAAAAAAAAGAGAUCAAUUCCAUUUUUGAUGGCGCUGUUGGAGCAUCCCUCCUCGCAAGGAGGCUAUUCGCUCUCAUUCCUGGCCAAAGCGGCCAACAACAAUCCAUCGUCGGCCAUGGUGGGCGACCUGUUAGAUCAGCAGCGCAGCAGCUCUGAACUGUCACAUGUGGUCGGACACGACGGCAUUCAAGUGACGGGCAAGCUGGCCCUCAGCCACUCCUCUUCCUCCUCCACGUCCGGUGGCAGCAGCGCACAGGCGGCCGUCGCCACCUCUGUCAUCCGGCGCAGUCCCGACAGCCCCGACAGCAGCAACGAGGACUCGGCCUGGUUCCUCCGCCAAGUUCUCCAACAGCAACAACAACAGCAGCAACAACACCAUCAGACUGGCGAACAUCAAGGAUCGGCUACGCCCUUAACUCCGGCCACGUCUCCGGCCCGUGGCAUUCGCCGACCUCGACACGAUUCCAUCGCAUCCGACGUCGAAGCUUCGGCAGCCGAUCGAGUGGAACUCGACGACGAAGACGAGGAGAUUGAUGAACUAAAAAAAGAAUCCAUCAACCACUCUGAAGACGAAGAGGAAGAAGAAAAGAGCAAGCGGGCCCGCGUCGAGUCGAUUGUUUCGGCGAUGCGCACGUCCACACCGGCCGCUAUAAACGGCUGUAAGAAGCGCAAACUGUACCAGCCCCAGCAGCACGGACACAAGUUUACAUCCGAGGGCGAAGAGGAGGACGACGAGACGGACGAGCGCAACGAUUCCCUGUCGGAGGAACAGCACGAAUUGAGCAUGGCCCGCGCACAGGCCUCUUCUCGCUCCAGUUCGGCUCAGCAGCAGCAACAGCGCGAUGUGAUGCAGAUGCAACAACCGCAACCACACGAUCCUAUUCGAUCUCUUCAGGAGCGCAUCGCUUCCCUACACCAGCAGCGUUUCGCCGCCCUCCAACAGCAACAGCAAAGGUCGGAGAAAAUGAACAACGAGCCUGUCCAGCAGCAGCAGCCGCAAAUCAGACGGCCCGUGCGGGACGAUGCCGGUCGCACUCGCAACGCGCUUCAACAUCAUCAGCCAAUGACAUUCGGUAUGCGUUCCAAUUUGCCCAGUAGCGAUUUGAGUCACGUUAGCCAGGCUCAUGCGGCCUACCUGGACGCUACUCGUCGCAUGUUGAUGGAACAACAGCGCCAACAAGCGCCUAGCAAGAGCCAACACGCCCAACAGCCACAACAAUUGCCCGUUAGCAACGUCCAGCAACCAGCCCAGCCGUUGAACGCGAAAGAGCCAGUGUCAUCCAACAGCGAACUGGAAGGUUUAGCCGAGAUGUUGAAAUCGGAAUUGGCUUCAUCUUUGGCCCAGCUGGUGGACAGCACCCUGUCUCGCUUCGCCGCAGCACAGCAGCAGCAGCGUCGCCACGUCAUUGUAAACAACCAAAAAUCAUCGGCCAAUUCGACAUCCGCCGAUGAAUCGGAAUUGAGCAAAUUGCAGCGAGGCCGCGUCAUCGACCGCGGACUGCGCAACGGAGACUUGGCCGCUCUCGGCCUGACGUCGCCGUUCCUGCGGACGCCCUACGGUCCGCUUCCGCACCAUCUCUUCCCUCAGCAGCAGUCUCCCAAUGCGGCUCUUAACCACAUUGUCAACUCGAUCGGCGCUGGAAUUCAUCCGGCAGCCGCCGCCGCAGCCGCCGCCGCCGGUUUGGCCAACAUCGGCCAGUUCGCUCAGCAGCAACAACAGCAACAACAACAGGAAGAACAAGACGCCAUCGACGCCGAUGCGGCCGAACAGAAUGAAGCCCUCAGUCUGGUCGUGUCGCCCAAAAAGCGUCGCUUUACCACCGCCACUUCGACCAAUAACAACAACAAAACGGCCUCGUCGGAGAGGAACUCGAGCCCCACGCCUGGAAACCAUCAGAACGUUGAGACCCGUCUGUCGCCGUUAGAAAUUUCUUUGAUUAAUCACAGUUCGAGCGCUCAUUCUCCCCCGCCAUCGCGCAGCCCGACGCCACCUAGCCAACAACAGCAGCGCUACCCUGUUCCAGCAGCUCAACAGACGUCGGCCGCUGCCGGUGGCCCACCGCCUUUGCUCCAUCAUCCAAGUCUCUUUUCCAAUUAUUCGGCCUAUUUCGCCGCUGCGGCUGCCGCCGCCGCCGCCGGAGCCCAACAGGCUCAGGCCGCCCAAGCUGCCGCUGGAUCAUCGUCUCAGCGGAGCUGCAAGAGCCCCGAAUUGGACCUGACGUCUGCCUCGACAUCGGCAUCGCUCCUGCAUCCGGCUCUUUUGGCCAGCCACCACCACCACCACCACCAGCGCAGCCACCACCACAGCAGCCACCACGACAACACGGACCGUCAUUCCGAGUCGUCGGACGGAGCCAGCCCUUACGGCAGCGUCCACCAAUCGUCGACGCUGACGCCGAUGCAUCUUCGUAAGGCCAAGUUGAUGUUCUUCUGGUGCCGCUACCCCAGCUCGUCCGUCCUCAAGACUUUCUUCCCCGACGUCAACUUUAACAAGAACAAUACGGCCCAGCUCGUCAAGUGGUUCUCCAACUUCCGGGAAUUCUAUUACAUCCAAAUGGAGAAGUACAGCCGCCAAUUAUUGAGCGAGGGGGUGGUCAAUGCCGAUGACAUCCACGUCUCGCCCGACUCGGAGCUCUUCCGCGCCCUCAACCUCCAUUACAAUCGCAACAAUCACAUCGAGGUUCCAUCGCCUUUUGUUUUCGUCGUGUCGGAGACGUUGCGCGAGUUCUUCAAGGCAAUCCAAGCGGGCAAGGACGCCGAACCCAGCUGGAAGAAAGCCAUUUACAAGAUUAUCGCCCGUCUCGACGAGCAGGUCCCAGAGUACUUCCGGACGCCCAACUUUCUCGAACACUUGGAGUAAAACUUAUUGAAAGUCUGCCUAUCUUUUGCGUGAAUAAGAUAUCAGACAUCGGACUUAUAGUGUGCUACUACCUAGAGUACUACUACUAGCCUACACCAACUACUACAUAUAUUAUAGCUGGCCUCUGUACAAAGUAUAGCGAACACAACAAACAACAAGUAAGACGGCCCUUUUCGUUCGUUUUUUUUUUUCGCUUUGAUUGCCGACAACCCAAACAAAGAAAAGCCUUUUAACAAGCGUAUAGACGUGUUGUUUCCGAGGCUCUAUUCCCACACCAAAACUUUGGCUAAUCUCUACCUUUCCCCCUAAAAAAAAGAAUCCCAAAUCUUCUCGUUAAUUAAUGGCCGAUCGACGGAUAGAUUUGAUUUCAUUAAAAGAAGCAAAAAAAAUUUUUUAAAAAGAAUCCCCAAUCCUGUGCCUUGGCCGGCUGCCUUUUGCAAGCCAUAUAUAUAAUUUCUUUUAGCUUUCCCCCCCCCCCCCCCCCGUUCCUUCUUUUUAUUCUUCUGCUUAACGGAGUCAUAUCAGCGUCAUUCCUUAUUAAUCCUUUCUUCGAAAAUGAAGAAACAAAAAUAAAAAAAACAAAAAACGAAACAAAUUCGUAGAAGAGAAAGAACAUGCCGUGUGUCAAAAUCCUCUUCAAUAUUUGAUAAUAAAGAAAAAGGUGGGAGAGAAAGAGAGAGGACGAAACAAAUGUGACAGUUCUCUAUGUGUCUAUAGUUUCGCUCCCGUUAUUUUUGCAGGUGCCCAGACGCCUCUAAAAAAGAUGAAAAAAAAAGAAACAUGUAGCACUAGAGAAGUUGAUAAAAGAAAAAAAAGCAUUCCAUUAUUUAUGCAAUGAUUUAUAGAAUUCUUUGGGCGCAUGUGGUACACAGAUGUUCUUUGCCACUGUGUGUCUUCCUAGAAAUCUUUGUUGUCCCCAAGAAAACUGCCCGAAUUUUGUAUUCAUAUUUCACACGAACGUACUCCAAUUCUAUAUCGCCCUCACCAAACCCAAUCUGAUGAUGAUGUUGCCUUUUUCGACGAUAUAACGUGUUUCUAUUCCGUACAUUGUUUAAGUUUCCAAUUCUUAGUAGUAAUCACCUUGUAUUUGUACGUAUGUGUGCGUGUGUCCUUUUUUUUCUUCUAUCGUACAUUUUUUGAAAAACAUUUUCUCAUAACACCUCACACUCUGUCUCUGAGUCAUCCCUAGUCACUAUCUAAAAUAUCCCACCCACACUUUUAUAGUUGCCUAACUCCCACCCAAACUACUAUUACCCAAAGUAUCGCACUCGACUUAGAAUACGUCGACAGUUGCAAAAUAGCCCAAUUGGGUCCGUCACGGAAAAAAAGAAAUGAAAGAAAACGAAAGAGAAACGAUAUCUUGAUUCGAAUCGCACUUCUUUUUUAAAAAAUAUGGUUUCCGUUUUAAAUGUCUGUAGGAGGAAAAAUUGCUGCACUUGGCUUGUUAUCUUUCCCGCCCUAGAACAUCCUUGGAAUCUUCCAUUCCACAACAUUGAAAAAGCACUUUUGUUUUCCUUCAGACCACCCCGAUUUUUUUAAAGAUUUUUUUUCAACAACUAAAUUUACAUGUUUCUUAUAGCACUGUGCACAAUUUUGUCGUCCCUCUUAUUACCGAUGGUAUUUCUUUUUUCUCUCUCACUCUCAUUCUCCCAAAUAUUUCCUGAAUAACAAAUACACCUUAUUAUAUAACUGG
Daphnia carinata is the source of this 5446-nucleotide messenger RNA. RefSeq names its product homeobox protein prospero-like (gene pros). Gene Ontology annotation, cellular component: nucleus. Gene Ontology annotation, biological process: regulation of transcription by RNA polymerase II. Bases 922 to 3753 code for a protein of 943 amino acids. NCBI's taxonomy places the organism in Eukaryota, Metazoa, Arthropoda, Branchiopoda, Diplostraca, Daphniidae. The record is from RefSeq and is a predicted model, not a curated record. Gene Ontology annotation, molecular function: DNA-binding transcription factor activity, RNA polymerase II-specific; RNA polymerase II cis-regulatory region sequence-specific DNA binding. The transcript has 3 exons.